Messenger RNA from Saccharomyces eubayanus, 2565 nucleotides. It is a transcript of the gene XRS2, whose product is annotated as Xrs2p. Lineage: Eukaryota; Fungi; Ascomycota; Saccharomycetes; Saccharomycetales; Saccharomycetaceae. Gene Ontology annotation, molecular function: protein binding. The record is from RefSeq and is a predicted model, not a curated record. The coding region runs from base 1 to 2565 and encodes 854 amino acids. The transcript has a single exon.
AUGUGGGUGAUACGAUACCAGAAUAUAUUGGAAGAUGGUUCUAUCAACUCUAUAUCAUGUUGUCUUCAAGCAUCUAAAAGUUACAGCAUAGGUAGAUCGAGCAAAAAUGAACUGGUAAUCAAAAAUGACAAAAGCAUUUCCAGACAGCAUGUCAGUUUCAAAUGGGAAAUUGAUGACAUCCCUAAUCCAAAAAGCCAUAAGCUUUCUUUAAUCAACCAAGGUAAACUGACUUCAAUAAAUAAAAAGUUUAUGAAAGUGGGUGAAACGUCUAUUAUCAAUGUUACGGAAGUUUCGAACCAUAUGGAGAUUGAACUGGGCACAGCUCCUAUUCGCAUAAAAGCUGAAUGGAUCGGUCAAAUUUGGAACAUUCCCUCCCAAUUGGCACAAUUUCAAACUACACUUUCUUUGUUUGGUAUUGCAACAAAAACAUCCAUUGAUGAUGAUCCAGCCAAUAUAGUGAUCAGCGAUUUUCCAAGUAACGAUGAUGACGGAAUACGAGAAUUGUAUGCACUUGUUAAUACUAUACCAUUGAAAAAGUCACAGUUGCUGGUUGAGCUGUGUAAUACUCUUCUAUCGUCAUCUGUAAUGAAUUUAAAGUUCGAUGAAACUUGGAAUAGUAUGGUAAAUAAAUCAGCCUUCAAUGUCUUCGAUUAUGAUCCGAGUGUUUUGUUUUCUAAGUUUAUGAAGCUGAACAACGUUAUUAUAUUGACCGCCGUUGGUAAUAGGUCAGAUCUAUCAAAUACCCUGCGAAGAAUUAAUGUUAGACUCUCCCAUUUCGACUCCUUAAACAGUUUAUAUAAGAAUGUUGAUCUUCUGAAGUCAUCGGAAAAAUACCUGAUUUUAGCUUUAACAAAUAUGAAAGAAAAUGGGCAAAAAUUAUGCACUGUUCAGCAAUUAAUAACGUCAAUAAUAGAUGAUACGUUAUUUAACAUAAUAAAUACUAAAGCAGCAGAGGUUAACCAGAACAGUAUGUUUGGAAAAGUUUCUGAAGAACAUACUGCUAUCUCAAAGACAGCCCAUAGUCCUGAAACUGAAGCUACUCCCACAGUUUUGAAAAAACGAAGGUUGAAUAGGCGUAGGGUGCAACCGCUUGAUAGUUUAAAUUUUUUCGCGGGAGGUUUGAGUGCUAAUCCUUCUUCAAGACACAAGGACUUUGAUGAUGUGAAAGAGCCCAAUUUGGGCUUAAACUCGAAGACUACCGUCUCAAGCCCCAUCAUCGAAGGAAUGGAUGAAAAGCAUUACUCGACAAUACAGAGCAAACAAGAAAUAAGUAGAGAUACUUGGAAAGAAAAUGGCUACACUAAUACUGGUGUCGUAAACGUGGGUAGCCCCGAGAGUAAUGGUUCGGUACGACCUACGGAUGAAGAGCCUGUAAGUGAGUCACCACGGCCGCCACCAACUGUCACACGGCCUAGCUCGCAAAGCAUCACAGCUAAUGCUGUAACCACCACAACUGAAAAUCAUAUGGAAGGUUGUAGAAUUACUGAGAGUUACAAAAUAAGUGAUGACUUAACUCAAAAUGAAAAUCAAACUCUCAAAGAUAAUCGGGAGUUUUCUGUACUCUCACAAAAUACACCGUCUCGUCUACAGGCCGACCAUAAUUCACCUCUGAAGGAGCUGUCACUAAAAGAAAAAUCUAACACACCGCAUUCAUUUGUUGAAGCUAUACAGCAAACAAAAAAUAGAGAAGUUAAAAGAGUCAAGUCGACCAUUGUUGAACUGGAGGAUGAUGAACUGAGCGAAGAAGCUAUCAGUCAGCUGAAUAACUUGGCUCUUGUGGAGCCAAGUAAUGAACUGCUAAGAGACCCCCGCAGUUUGGGAUCAAAUACGACAAGAAAUAGUGCCCGAGGAAGUGAGAAGAGUAUAAUUAGACAAGAAUGGCCCAAGCGCAAGAAUUUCAAGACCUUUUCUAAAGUACGGCCAAAGUCCAAGACACCGAAAGAGGGGAACAAAGGCAAUAAUCAAAACUCAGAUUUUAUACGGAGUGCUGCCUUCUUAAUCACGAGAAACUAUGUGCCACUGAAAAAAUACUCUAAAAAGGAUAGGGUUUCUAAUUGGGAUAGGGACAACAACGAGGAUGUGCUCGCUCUGACAGAGAUGAAAGACUUAGGACCUGAUACACAUAUGCCUGAAAAUACAAAUGCAAGCGUGAUGCAAGAAAGAUUUUAUGCCCAAGAUUCGGAUAUGAAAGAGAAUAAUUCAGACGACAUAAAGGAAAGAUCUUUUUCUUUUUCGCGUCGCUCAGAUACUACAAGUAUUGUCCAACCAGUAAAAAAUAAGCUAUUUGUGGCUGAAGAUGAUGAUAAUGAUGACGAAAACGAUGUUGUAAACGAUAGUGAGGACGGCUUUGAAUUGGUCACAAUAACAAAAUCAAAUUUACAACCAGACGCGGCAGAGGAAUCUUCCAAAAGGAAUAGACGUGGUAGAAAUGGAGCGAGCAGACCAGUAGGGUCUUAUGGAGGUAAAAAUGACAAUGACAAUGACAAUGGCGACAACGACGACGACGACGACGAAGACGACGGCGAUGAGGGCCCAAAGUUCAAAUUUAAAAGAAAAAAAGGAUAA